Arabidopsis arenosa is the source of this 1087-nucleotide messenger RNA. Lineage: Eukaryota; Viridiplantae; Streptophyta; Magnoliopsida; Brassicales; Brassicaceae. The record is from the annotation of a GenBank genome assembly.
CUAAAAAGUUUGAACUUUCCGUCGAAUCAAAUGGGAAGCGGAAGAUAUUUAGACGACCCUUUAACAUUUACUAGAAACCCACCUCCUCGUCUUCUCCAAUCACCGAAUCUAGCUUUCUCGGCGAAUCGAUCUCUCGCUCUGGAAGCUUCGAGAGUGAGAGCUUACGAGGAGGCGAUGGUGAUAGCUUUAGCGACGCAUUUCGCUCUUGAGAAACUCGCUGGUACUGUACAGUUCUACGAGAGGCAUGUCUUCUUGUGCUACAAAAAGCCCUCCGUUUGGCCCGCGAGGAUCGAAGCGUCGGAGUUUGAUCGGUUACCGAGGCUUCUCUCUUCCGUUUAUCGGCGAGGAAGAGUAGGGAGACUUAGAGUAAAAAGGCACUUCUUUGAAGAGAUUCUUAGAUCUCAAUACAGAAGGUUGACUCAUUUUGAUGUGGACACAUUUGUUGAAGAGGUGCUUGUGAAGGAUGUUGAGUGGUUGCCUGGAAAUCCUGAAUCUUUAAGUGGUGAAGUUUCGGUCAGCCCUUGUUCUCACAUUGGAGGUCACAAAUACACUGGAGAUGUUAUCAUCUAUGGAUUAAACAUCAACCAGAGAGUCACAGGACACUGGUAUGGAUGUGUGACUCUAGAGAAUGUACCUCUUUUGUUGGAGCAACACAUUAACAAAGGCGAAAUUGUAGACCGGCUUUGGAGGGGUGAAAUGGGUCUACCAGAAGAAGAUCAGAAGAAAACUCAAGAACAAAGUCUCGAGCUGUCCCAGAGCUUAACGGUACUUGUUGCCAACAAAAUGGGAACCUCUUACUGCUGUGCUGCGAUGUCAAUGUGGUUGGAGAGUUGGGAGAAAGAGGAUACAUAUGCUGCUUUAGCCGUUGCUUGUGCUGCUGCAUCUGUGGCUAUUGCUUAUAACUGCUAUAAACAAUUGAAAUGAAGCAAUGUGUUUUUAUAUCUAGCUUCUAUCCAAUGGUAAUUAUCUCAGUAUUUAGACUAGAUUUUUCCUUUCGUCUGUAUAGAGUUAGAAGAGGGUUUUAACUUUUAUGUAAGAACGGUUUGUUGAUAAUAUAUCCAUUUUGUAAGAAAUUACGGUUUUUGAU